Molecule: messenger RNA, 1689 nt
Organism: Cadophora gregata
Lineage: Eukaryota; Fungi; Ascomycota; Leotiomycetes; Helotiales; Ploettnerulaceae
Product: magnesium ion transporter
Exons: 3
Coding region: 1-1689 (562 amino acids)
Biological process (GO): mitochondrial magnesium ion transmembrane transport
Cellular component (GO): mitochondrial inner membrane
Molecular function (GO): magnesium ion transmembrane transporter activity
Source: RefSeq, a predicted model, not a curated record
AUGCGGUCUCUGCACGCACCCGCCCCUUCUUCUACCCUCCUGAAAUUCCUCAAAUCGCAGUCAGAGUGCAUCUGCUUCUUCAGCCCCAACCCUCGACCAGGCUUCUCCUUCGACCAUGCUGCCCCUCGGGUUCGAGUACCACAGCUGCCAACAUGUCGUAGCGUAAAAUCGCCUUCAAAUGCGAGAAGAUUAUCUACGUCUUCUCCGCGACGCGCCACUGUUGAAGCUUCGUUCCUGAAUCUGGAGUUUCUCUGGCCGAGAUCUGCUCCGGCGCUCAAAGCAAUGACAACCGAUUCACAUGAUAUAGCUCGGAAUCGGAGUCUGGCAUAUAAGGGCUCACUGACGGUUCAGCGGAAUGCCCAUUCGGGCUCGAAGAAAUGGCACCAGAAGCUCUGGGGAGUAACUUCUUUGCGAGGGGGACGACCUCUACGGCCAGACGAUUUACCAGCGACUUUGCAUGGCUCUGAGGAGGAUAGUGACAAUUCGAUGUUCAGUCUUGGAAGGCAUAUAUCUGCCAAAGCGGCAGCGCAGCCGAAGCUUCGCUGUACUGAGUUUGAUGAGAAUGGGAAUGUGGUUUUGGCGAGUGGGGAGUUCAAGAAGAGCGAAUUGAUUGCGAAGUAUGGACUCCUCCCCCGCGAUCUCAGGAAAAUAGACAGUAGUCUCCUUCCCCAUAUCCUCGUCCGCCCCUCCGCAAUUCUAAUAAAUCUCCUCCACCUCCGUGUCCUCAUCAAAGCCAAUCGCGUGCUCGUGUUUGACGCCUACGGCACAACAGACUCCUACAACCAAAGCGCUUUCAUCUACGACCUAGAAGACAAGCUACGACAGAAACAGGCCUCGCCUCUAGCAGGCGGCCUACCCUAUGAAUUCCGGGCUCUGGAAGCUGUUCUCAUAUCCGCGAUAACCAGCUUAGAGAAAGAGUUUGAGGGUGUGCGAAAGCCGGUUGUGAGAGUCCUGCGACAACUAGAAGAGGAUAUUGAUAGGGACAAGCUUCGGGUCCUGCUUAUCUAUUCGAAGAAAUUGGGAACGUUUGAGCAGAAAGCUAAAUUGGUGAGAGAUGCUAUUGAUGAGCUACUAGAAGCAGAUGAUGAUCUGGCCGCCAUGUACCUCACUGAGAAGAGCCAUGAUUUGGUCCGUGGAGAGGACGACCAUACGGAAGUCGAGAUGCUGCUUGAGUCGUAUCAUAAGCUAUGCGAUGAGAUCGUGCAGGAGUCUGGGAACUUGGUGUCGAAUAUCCGGAAUACGGAGGAGAUCGUAAAAGCCAUUCUAGACGCCAACCGCAACUCUCUCAUGCUCCUAGACCUCAAAUUCUCCAUCGGCACGCUCGGUAUCGGCUCAGGAGCCUUCAUUGCUGCCCUUUACGGCAUGAACUUGAAGAACUUCAUCGAGGAGUCUGACAUCGGCUUCUGGGGGGUCACGGGCUGGAGUAUGGUCUUCGCGGGCGUCGUCUGCGCCUAUGGUCUCACAAAGCUGAGGAAAGUCCAGAGGGUGAGUAUGUGGGGUGAGGGUGGGAGGAGAGGUCGCAGUUGGAGAGAUGAGGAUUUGGACAGGGCGCUGGUCAAUAGGGAACUCGAGGCCGGGCGUAGGGAGAGGAGUGAGAGGGAGAGGGUGAGGAGGCUGAAGGAGGGGAGAGUCGAUGAUAGGGCGGCGCCUGUUAUGGCAUUGGGGAAGGUGAACACUAAGCUCAUCUAG